AUGCUGAGACAGAAUAAGGCUUACCUGGGCCGGACCCAGCUGUAUCCGGAGAGAUUCCACGAGGGAAUUGCGUCCCUGAGACUCAAGAACGUCCAGCUGGCGGAUGACGGGGUCUACACCUGCCACGUCAAGCCCCAACUGGGCACAUUUUCCGUGCGGAUGAGAGUGACCGUGGAGAAGGGUGCCAGGUGUGUCUGGUUCUAUUGGGCACCUCUUCCUCUUCUUCUUCUUCCUCUUUCCCUGUUGGUAAUGCUUAUCAUCAUUAAAAUGCGUCGUCUUCCCGGCCGAUGGAAACUGAGGACAUCCAAACACGCCUUUGGAUUGGAGGCUGACUAUGAGGAGGGAAGAGCGCAGCCGGAAGCCUAUUUCUUGUGGGACUUAAGAGUGGAUGAUACCAAACAGACUCUAGAGUCCCGGCAGACGCCAGCCUGGGAUGAAAGACACGCAUGGGAGAAGCCUGAACAGCCAGAAUUCUCCCGUGGAAAGUCUCCUGCAAAGGAAAAGGAUCCCAGAAAUAUUGCCCAGAAGCCUAGCAAAAAAGGCAAACUGCUGGGCUCUGACGGGGACAGCGCCGAGUCCUGGAUCUACACGUUUACUUCUGACGCGAGUGACCUUUCUGAAGCAGAUUCUGCAUGGCAGGAGGAUGGGGGGUCAUCACAAAACCCCAUGCGAAGCGUCGCUCUCCUGGGGCAGACGGGCGCUGGGAAAUCAUCCUUUGUCAAUGCCAUUAGAGGCCUGGGUGAUGAAGAGGAAGGUGCUGCUAAAACCGGGGUGGUGGAAACAACAAUGGUACCAACUUCUUACCGGCUUCCCAAACAGCCCAAUGUUACAAUAUGGGACCUGCCAGGGUUCGGGUCGAUGACGCGUCAAUCAGACAUGGACCAGGAUCUCUUCAGUUUGAGCCAAUACGAUGUGUUCCUCAUCUUCUCCUCCCGUCACUUCACAGCCACCCACGCUGGCCUGGCCCGGAAGAUCCAGCGAGUGGGGAAGAAGGUUUAUUUUGUGCGCUCCAAGGUCGACAGGAACUUGCUUGCUGCCCGGAGGAAUCGGCCUUCUACCUAUAAUGAAGAGCGAAUUCUGCAGGGAAUCAGAGACACCUGCGUGAAAGACUUGCAGAGAGAAGGGGUGACUUCCCCACAGGUCUUUCUCCUGUCUAACUUUGAAUAUGGCCGGCACGACUUUCCUCUCCUAGAGGAAAUAUUACAGCAAGAAUUUGGGAGUCGUUUGGCUGGCUGAGCUCUUGUUCCCCAAAAAUCUUGCACAAGGAAAAAGCAGCCAUGCAGCGUCAGAAACCAGCCCUUGCUUCAAGUUAUAAUACUGAAAAUAUUCAUAUAAAUCUCCAAAAGGACCUGGCAGAACUAGAGGGGGUUUAGAGAAGGACCAUGAGAAUGAUCAAGGGAUGAGAAAAGCGUGCUUAUGGAGAAAGAUUGAAAAAAAAUUGGGGUUCCCUGAGAAAGGAGACGAAGAAGAGGGGACAGCAUAAAAGUCUGUAAAAUAAUUACUGGGACAGAGAAGUGAGAUCCGGAGCUUCUGUCUUCCCUGUCCCCUAACACAAGAGCAAGGGAGCAUUUAAUAAAAGUAAAGGUUGGGAAAUUCAAACCCAAGGAAAGGAGCUCCUUUUUCACACAGAGUGUGGAACUCACCUAAAUUCCCUCUAAGCUGUGCGGCCAU
Emys orbicularis (European pond turtle) is the source of this 1671-nucleotide messenger RNA. RefSeq names its product interferon-inducible GTPase 5-like. Lineage: Eukaryota; Metazoa; Chordata; Testudines; Emydidae. The coding region runs from base 1 to 1236 and encodes 411 amino acids. Gene Ontology annotation, molecular function: GTP binding; GTPase activity. Gene Ontology annotation, cellular component: membrane. The record is from RefSeq and is a predicted model, not a curated record. The transcript is spliced from 4 exons.